Nannospalax galili (Upper Galilee mountains blind mole rat) is the source of this 645-nucleotide messenger RNA. It is a transcript of the gene Il22, whose product is annotated as interleukin 22. The record is from RefSeq and is a predicted model, not a curated record. Gene Ontology annotation, cellular component: extracellular region. The coding region runs from base 1 to 540 and encodes 179 amino acids. Lineage: Eukaryota; Metazoa; Chordata; Mammalia; Rodentia; Spalacidae. The transcript has 5 exons.
AUGGCCCCUCUGCAGAAGCCUGGGAGCUUUCCCCUCCUGGGGGCUUUGGCCACUGGCUGCCUGCUUCUCAUUGGCCUGUGGACACAGGAGGGAUCAGCGCUGCCCAUCACCUCCCACUGCAAGCUUGACAGGUCUAACUUCCAGCAGCCCUACAUCACCAAUCGUACCUUCAUGCUGGCCCAGGAGGCUAGCCUUGCAGACAACAACACAGAUGUCCGUCUCAUUGGAGGGAAGCUGUUUGAGGGAGUCAAAGUAAAAGAGCACUGCUAUCUGAUGAAGCAGGUGCUCAACUUUACCCUUGAAGAAGUGCUGCUCCCCCAGUCAGACAGAUUCCAGCCCUACAUGCAAGAGGUGGUGUCCUUCCUGACCAAGCUCAGCAGCAAGCUCAGCCUAUGUCGCAUUGAGGGAGAUGACCAGCAUAUCCAGAAGAACGUUCAAGAGCUGAAGGACACAGUCAAAAAGCUUGGAGAGAGUGGAGAGAUCAAAGUAAUUGGGGAAAUGGAUCUGCUCUUCAUGUCCCUAGGAAAUACCUGCAUCUGAGGGAGAAGAUGAACACCUAAGCCUUUCUGUCCGCUAGAAACAGUAAUAACGUUCUGGAAAGGCUUUUUGUUGUUGUUGUUGUUUUUGUUUUUGUUUUUCACUAAA